AUGCGCGCUGAACUUUCAGCGGCGUUUGCGGCCGAGGCGGGGCAGAGGCUCCGCGGCUGCUUAGGCGGAUUGGUCGCGGGCUUAAGCAGAGAGGAGUGCCGUGUGGAUCAGUGGUCGAAGAACCUGGCUGCUGGAUCGCAGUGUAUAAAUUGGAAACGGGUUAAAUUAUUCGGGCUCCCUCCGACCGAAGCGUCAGUGCUAUUGACAAAGGGGCAACAGGAAGCGACGCACAAAGAGGAGGAAAUUGCCUAUCAGAAACUGGCAGUAAUCAGAACGGUGCGUGGCAAUCUAACUUUGCUGCGGACGCUGUAUCCCCUUAAUGAGAUAUUCCGGGGGAGGGCUUGGGAAAUGGAGGUCGCCGCGGUCGGUGGUCGGCGGCUU
Iphiclides podalirius (scarce swallowtail) is the source of this 381-nucleotide messenger RNA. Lineage: Eukaryota; Metazoa; Arthropoda; Insecta; Lepidoptera; Papilionidae. The record is from the annotation of a GenBank genome assembly.